GGAAGUACUACUACAUUACUGUUCAUGUAAUUUCACAUCUUGAUGAUUUUGAUAUUUUCAGAAAUAAGGAUUUCUAUGGUGCAUGUUAUUUAAAAAACAAGCCAACUAUAGCUUGUGUGAGGUCAUAGGUGCUUGCAAUUAUUGGAACUGGUCCAUGCAAAUCAUUUUUGCUCAAAAUCCAACUUGGCCAAUCAUUAGUAGGUCAAGUUAUAUUCAUGAAACCUUUUGUUUGUUGUUUCUUUGCCUAAAAACAUGCUUUCAUUGGUUAGUUCAUUAUCCUGGAGCUGCAGAGGGACUUUAUGUAGCAUGAUCCAUGCUCAGGUAUUGCGAUUUUGGCAAUUUCUGUAAUGUAACAUGGAAUUGGUGAAGGUCCUUGGUCGAGUAAUCACAAUACUAUUGAUAUUAUUCAUAUUGAUUAAAUUUUUAUCAUUGGUUCUCUUUGUUUGUUAUAUUAUCUUGUGUCAUCGAUUAACAACUCUUUCACCGGACGUCUUGAGGUGACUUUAGUUUCUUGUCUUUUAUAUGUAUCCUGACAUAAAACCAGUGCUUAUUUUCUAUUCGUGCAUGUGCAGGUGCUGUACUGUUUCUUAGAAUUUUCCAGCAACUUCGAUGGGAGGAAUUUUGUUUGAGCUUGUGGGCCCAAUUCAUAUCAGUCGCGACCCUGGGACUAUCCCACGUCCUGCGGCGAGCUUGCAGCGCUGCUGCGCCUCGGAUACGCGGACAAGUCACUACUUGGGACUAUUUACACCCCUAAAAGGGAAACACACAGAUGAAGUUGCUAAAUCCAAGCAAUCAAUUGUCUCCACAAAAACAAAGAAGGAAAUUCAAUUUCAGAAACUUCAGAGAUUGCCAGAUGGGUGCCAUCCUGAUUUUGAUAAUGAUCAUCUGUGUUCUGUAAAUAAUCAUGACCUGCUUCCUGAAAUAAGUACUCCAAGUGUUGACCUUCAUCUACUUCCUGAGACAGGAGUGGAAAACAUGAGGACACCUAAAAGUCUUCACGCCGAACUUAAGCAUGAGCUGUUAAAGCUAAAUACGGUGUUAAAGCUACCAGAUAAUGUACUCUUUCUGGCCAACCAGUUCCUUGAAUAUCUUUUAAAUAAUCAUUUAGUUGUGCGGGAGCCACGGAGCAUACUGCAUGCGUUCAACAUAGCCUUGUGUUGGCGUGCUGCUUCUUUUCUGAAAUACACUGAGUUGAAUCGUCGAGAAUCACUUGCCCUUGCUUCAGAUGGAUUGAAUUAUGAAUGCAAUGAGGCUCCAUCAUAGGCAGGCUUAUAGGUUCGUAGUAUCGUUAGGACGGGCAUCUUACUAUAACAAUAUAAGACACAUUUUGUAUAUAUAACACAUGUGCAUAUAUAAGUUAUCGAGAUAUUAUAUGUCUCUGUUGCAACGCACGGGCACUGAUCUAUAAAAGUAUAACAUACAUUUGUACAUA
Molecule: messenger RNA, 1432 nt
Organism: Zea mays
Lineage: Eukaryota; Viridiplantae; Streptophyta; Magnoliopsida; Poales; Poaceae
Product: helicase protein MOM1-like
Exons: 6
Coding region: 610-1263 (217 amino acids)
Biological process (GO): heterochromatin formation
Source: RefSeq, a predicted model, not a curated record